AUGGACAUCCCCGUGCUGGCAUGGAUCCUGUUUGCGGUCAUUGUGGUGGCGGCCGGCGUCGUGGCCUUUGCCUUUGUCCGCUUCGUCUUCCACGCCCGCGAGCCAGAGAAGACGUUCACCUCUGUGGUGGCGGUGACUGCGCUUAUGUUUGCCCUGUUUACGGUUGUUCUAGUUCCUGUCGAUGUGUACAACGUGUCGUCAACGUCGGAUGAGCAUGGCAAUGCCCGUCUCUCGCCGGCGGACGUCUCGUCGCGCAUGACCUCGGUGAGGGACCUGUACCUCGUCCUCUACGGCGUCAUGCUGUUCUUCCUCUUCAUUGCCAUUCCCUUUGCCUACUUUUACUACGAGGAGGACCAUCCCGACAUCACUGUCAACGCCCGCGUCGCAUCUGCCUGCAAGUACUCCAUCUCGGUUCUGGUCAUUGUUGUCAUCCUUGUCGUCAUCGGCAUUGUGCUCUCGGGCGCAAAGCCCGACGUCAAGGACGACCAGGCCGAGGCGUACCUCAACCACCUGCUCGACUCGGAGACCAAGACCGAGGCUUCGAUCUCGUUUGCUAUUGCCUCGCUCACCGUCAUCGGCUUUAUGUGCGUCGUCACCUUUACCGGCUGUGGCUUUGGCGCCAUGCCCGUGGCCAUGAUCGCCGGCUCCAUCCACCUCGAGUCGGAGUCACGCGACGUCACCGAGUCGCUCCUCACCACCAAGGAGAAGGCCCGCGCCAUCCAGGCCAAGUAUAUUUCCGGCCGCCGCAUUUCCAAGAAGGACCAGAAGGCGCUCGACAUGCUCCGCCGCUCCGAGAAGCAGCUCACCCGCCGCUCGGCGCGGAUCCAGGCGACCCGCAACACUUGCUGGGCCAAGAUGACCCGCUUCCUCCGCCCGCUUCAGAUCCUCUUUGGUAUUGUCUUUCUCCUCCUCACCCUCUUCCUCACCAUCUCGCUCAUCAUUGGCGGCGUCGAUCGCCUCAAGCACUCGGUCUGCGGCUACAACUGCGGCUGGGUCCUCUCGCGUCCGCAGAUCUCCAACCCCUUCGACAUGCUCAUGGUCAAGCUUGCCACAGUCUUCCCGCUCGACUACGUCAUCCUGCUUGGCGUCUACCUCUUCACUUUCCUCGCCACCGCCGCCGGUCUUGUCCGCGUCAGCAUCCGCUGCUUCUGCUUCCUCAUGUACCGUGUCCGCAAGGCCGCCACCGUCCCCCAGGGUGUCCUACUCUCGGUUGUCAUCAUCUCGCUUGCCUUUAUGGCCGUCAACGUCAUGUUUGUCCAGCUCGCGCCGCAGUACGCCCUCUUUGGUUCGCAGGUCUACGCCCUGCCCGACGGCUCUACCAAGCCGUGCUCCAUCGAGGCGCCCAUCGAGGCCGGAUGCGUCAUGUCGCAGGUCGGUCGCUUCGUCACCCGCAUCUCCAUCAAGUUCCCGGUCCUCGGCACUGUGUUCUUUGUCGGCAACGCCGGCGUCAUCGUCAUGACUCUUGUCUCCAUGCUCAUCGCCGCACUUCGUGGUCGCGAGACCGCCACCGACUGGAACGGCUCUUCUGACUCGGACGACGACUACUGGUAGUGUGUGUUGUAAAGUCUUUACUUGUG
Molecule: messenger RNA, 1577 nt
Organism: Thecamonas trahens ATCC 50062
Lineage: Eukaryota; Apusomonadida; Apusomonadidae
Exons: 2
Coding region: 1-1551 (516 amino acids)
Biological process (GO): protein localization to vacuole
Cellular component (GO): vacuolar membrane
Source: RefSeq, a predicted model, not a curated record